AUGCUGCUCCUCGUACUACUGACCAGCUUCCUCCGUCAAAGCUGGAACCUCGGCGUCGCUUUCUCACGUUUCUGGCUCUUCUUCGAGAACCUGACGGGCGGAAUCAAUUCCGUUAUCUGGUCUGAUAACGCAGACAUCAAGCUUUACGUCUACUGCGACAUCGUUACGCACGUGCAACUGCUUACUUCGGUUGUCAAAGCCAUGGCUACCCUGAUCAUCACCCGCCGACUCUACCUUAUCACUAGCCUGCGAUCCGUUGCACCUCAUAUCACGGCGGCGAAACGCCGAGCUUUCGCAGUACAGUGA
Messenger RNA from Peniophora sp. CBMAI 1063, 306 nucleotides. The record is from the annotation of a GenBank genome assembly. NCBI's taxonomy places the organism in Eukaryota, Fungi, Basidiomycota, Agaricomycetes, Russulales, Peniophoraceae.